Messenger RNA from Sinocyclocheilus grahami, 1821 nucleotides. Its product is annotated as interferon gamma receptor 1-like. The record is from RefSeq and is a predicted model, not a curated record. NCBI's taxonomy places the organism in Eukaryota, Metazoa, Chordata, Actinopteri, Cypriniformes, Cyprinidae. Gene Ontology annotation, molecular function: cytokine receptor activity; protein binding. Gene Ontology annotation, cellular component: plasma membrane. Gene Ontology annotation, biological process: cytokine-mediated signaling pathway. Bases 1 to 1290 code for a protein of 429 amino acids. The transcript has 9 exons.
AUGGUGACUUACACUAGGAUGGGGGUUUCGGAGGAAAAGGUUCUUGCAGCUGGUGUCCUCCGCCAUCCCAGGUUCUCUUUCCAAGUCCUGUCUGGUGGCUUUCAAGCUACUCUCUGUGUUCAGCAGCUGUUAGUGCCUCCUGAAGACUGGUGUCAGUUCCCUGUAGAAUUCUGUGACUUGCAGGAUCAGUUCAUUUACCUCCUGUCUGAGGCCCUUGAGGGCAUGGGCCAAGGAGAGGAUGAUGCUGUUCCUUCUCCAACAAACGUGAGUGUUGUUUGUCACAAUUUUGUGAAUGUCCUCUUCUGGAACUACAGUAACCCAACUGAACAGCUGAAAUUUGGUGUAAAGGUUGAACCUUAUGAAAGUGCUUCCCAAACAGUUGACACCUCUCAGACGUACCUUGAUAUCAGCAGCUACAGCAGAGAUGCGGAUGACGAUUACUUUGUGUUCGUGACGGCACAUGAUGGGCAAGAGAAAUCAGAAAACGUCUCCAUUAGAUUCACCUACAGCAAAGACUAUUUUGAUGAGAAAAAACAUAAAUAUAAAUGCUCUUUGGACUUUCCAGCUGUAAAUACAUCUGUCCACAAAGAUGUGAUUGAAGUGUCCUUUCAGCACCCUUUCAUGCUUCAUAAGCAAGACAUACUGAAUGAAGAAUUUAAGUACAUAGUCACACAUGAUGAGCAAAAGGUUUUAUACUCAUGUUUUGAGGAUGAGGAGCUGUGCACUGCAGAAAUCCACCUGAACCAAAGCACAGCUGGACAGUGUGUUGAGCUGAAGCUUGAAGGGAUGAUUGCUGGUAUUCCUUCAUAUACCUACAGAAACGUUUGUGUCCCUCAGCAGACACCUGAGACAGACAAAACGGGACUAAUCGCAGCUUUGCUAGGCGGAGGGACCAUUGUGCUCUUCAUUAUCAUGGGCUUUGUGUGGCUGCUUUGGAGGAAGUUGUCCAGAAUCCCCAUAAUUCCUGAAUUUUUGCGGAACGUUAUAACUGGCCAAUCUCUUACAUCCCAAGCCGAGCCGACCGCCAUUUCCCAAAUGACAUCUCGGGGGGACACACCCCUACUGACAGAUGAGAUUUUUAGUUAUGGUUCUCCCCCCAUUUCCCCAACUGAGAAAGACUGCAAAGCAAACACUAUCCUUGAUGACACCGUAGUGGAUCUAACUGAGGUUUCUGAAGAGGACAUGGAUUGUGAAGACUCUGAAGGCGUUGGCAGGUCGUCUGACUAUGACAGUCCUAAAUUCCUGCAGGAGAUGAGUCCAGGGGACAUUACUGAGGGAUAUGGCCCUUGACCACUAGUGAUUAGGUCUGAACCUUAGUAAGAACGACACUGGAAAGUGUUUGCAUUUCUUAUGGCAAUAUGGCUUGUUCACACCAAGUCAUUGUAAUCAAUUUUGGUCCAUUAACAAUUUCACACACUGAUCAUUUGAAAGACUUUUUUUUGCUAUUAUUUUGUGUUCUCUGUCAUCGCCGCGGCUGAAAAGUAGCACAUGAAACACUGCUUACAUUUAUAUUUUAUUCUUUGAUAAUUCUGGGGUGGCACAGCUUUUUCUUAGGGUGGCAGUUGCCACCCCGGUAGAUCCGCCCCUGUCAGUAGGCUUGUGUUGUGUGCACAGAGAUAAAACUACAUCGCACCCAUUCAAAUCAAAGUUGUGUACAAUCAGACACAGUUCAGAGGGUUCAAUUGUGGUGAGAGUUAUCUAGAUUGUUACGAUGUGCUGCAUUGACAGUGUUAACUACAGCCAUGGCGAGUUUCCCACUAACCUGCAUUAAGAUAAAUUAAUGUGUAAAUAAAAUAAUUUUUCUAGGGAGGGGGAAAAAAA